GUGUCCAGGAGGCAUAGCAAUGUUCACAUUUAGCAACAACAACAACCUUUAGCAACAUAAUUAUCCCGCUGUGUAGGCCGGAGGAGAGCUCAACUAUCGGCCCGUUACACCCGCAGAGACACGGAGGAAAACACCGGACAGUGACGUGCAGGAUGUGUCGUCGCUCCUCUGGAUGUUUGACAGACGGUGAAGCAGCAGCAGACCUCUCGACUCUCACACAUCUCACCUCCUUCGCUCGUCUACUUACUGGAAGCCUGAAACUCGUGUUUUCUUGUUGAAAUGAUAAAAUAUUUAAUUUCACAGAAUAAUGUAGCGAUCAGUUCGGCGCCGUCGCAGAUAUUUGACCUCUGUUUUCAGCCCCGUCAUGAGCGGGUCUGCAGCUUUUUAACUCUUUAAUUAGACGGGGGCCGAGUUCACACCUGUUUGUAAAUGAUUAGACCAAUGUGCCGUGUUUGCCCCCCCCCUCAGUCGCCCCAGCUGUGCAAUCACUUCGGCUCUCCGUUGUAUGUUUGAAGUGAUUCGAUCGAUCAGCCAAUCAGGAGAAUGAACGGCUCUCUUUUAACCCCGCCGAGCCCGCGGGCGGCAAACUCCUCUCCGUUACCUCCUUCCCCGUCCCCGUCGCCCUCCCCACCGUCUCCCUCUCUGCUGCCCCUCUCCCCUCGUCCCCCGCCUCUCCCCCCUCUGGUGAGCCCUCCCCCCCAGGCUCACCCGUCCUCUCUGUCCGACACCCCCACGCCGUCCCCCUCGCCAUGCCUGAGCUGGACCGAAUUCUGUGAGCUCCACGCACGCGUCGCGGCCGGCGACUUUGCGCGCCACUUUCGCGCGUUCCUCCUGGAGAACCCGCACUACUCCCCGGACUCCGCCGCCGCCUUCUGCCGCCGCUUCACCGACCGCUUUGUCCGUCACUUCCAGAGCGAGCUCGAGGGGGCGCUUCCCCCGAGCUGCGGCUCUGGAAGGGAGGAGAUGGUGAGCUGGGCGCCCCAGUCAGACGCCACCUCCCUGGAAGAGGAAGCGGUGUCACCUCUGUCGGCGUCAGGGGGGCCGAUCCUGCCGUGUCCCCCGACCGGCACGGCGCGCGGCCCGUUAUCCAAACCUGCGCCGACGCGGCUCGUGCUGGAGAACCGCAGCGGGGACCGGUUUCAAGAUUCUUACGCUCACAGCCAAGUCCUACCUCCAUCUUCAUCGUCGUCGUGUUGCUCCUCGGUGGGCGGGAAUAAUAACGGGAGGCGAGAGGAGAGGGGCACCAUGAUGGUCAUGACCCCGGGGAACGGGGAAGCACCGGUUGAGGAAGAGGAGGACAGCUGGCUCGGGGUGGCGUCUGUCGGCGAGGACGUGGAGCCAGAUGAGCGGGAUGCUGAGUCCACUGAGGCGGACGGCGCCGACCCCUCCCACACUCCUCAGAUUCCUUCUUCCUCUGUCACUCCUCCGCCCGGCUCCAAAGGCAACAGCACACCCAACUCCUCCAAAAACAAACUGAAGAAGCGAUUCUCGCUGCGGAGUGUGGGUCGUAGUGUUCGGGGGAGUGUCAGAGGAAUCCUGCACUGGCGGAGCUCCUCCAGCGACUCGGCCCAGAGCCAGCUGCCCUCCAGCUACAGCUACACGAUGGGCGUGCAGGACGCCGCCCUGCUGCCCUCCUCCAAGAGGAACUCUGGCACACAGCCUCCUACACCCACCUCCUCCAUGCCUGUCUCCUUGUCCAUGCCCCUCUCCCUCCCCCACUCCUCCUCCUCCUCUCUGCCCCCCUCCUCUUCGAGCAGCGCCACCUCUCUCUCUCUUUCCGAGGCCGCUCGAGAUCGGCGGCGGAGUAACGGCGAAGGCGGCGAGAAGGAGAAGUGGAGCCAUCGUCUAGAGAAACUCAGACUGUCGCGAUCCCCUCCGCCCGUCCUCACCCCGACCGGCUCGCACUCCGCCUCCUCCACGCUGCCCCCGAGCAGCGCCGCCGCCGUGGGACCCCCGAGGAAGGUGGGCCGGCUAGUGCGGGAGGGCGGCGUGAGCGUCAGCUCAUCCAACGACGAUUUUGGCGGGAGCCACGGCUUCUCCGGCUUCACGUUCGGCCUCCUGCAUCACGGUACGGACAACAACAACGCUGCCUCAGCUUCGUCCGCCGCGGCCCAGGCAGGUUCGGUUCAGCCUCUGGCGAGCGGCGGGAACGUGCCGUGGAGAGGAGGACGCUGGCACAAAUGUCGUCUGGUCCUCAGAGAGAGAGACCGAGAGGGUGGAGACCGGGGAGAGGAGUACUACCUGGAGUUCUUCAUCCCGCCUAAAUCAUCGAAGCCCCGGCUGACUGUCCCCUGCUGCUCCAUCGUGGAUGUGAGGAGCACCACGGCGCUGGAGGUCCCCGACAAGGAGAACACCUUCCUGCUGCAGGCGGAGGCCUCGGCGCAGUACGUGAUCGAAACACGCGACGCCGUUCAGAUGAGAGCCUGGCUGAGCGACAUCAGGAACGGCAUCUGUCUCAGUGAACAGGAAGACGCUGAAGGUGUUGGACCGCUAGACAUCAGCGGGACGCCAGAGAUCGUAGACCGUCUUUCACAAGUGUUGUAUGGAGGUAUCGGGGGCUCGUCCCCUCUGAUGGAUCCUCUCCCUCCUGAACUUCCUCCUCGAGCCCCUCUGGACGAACCAGACGGCCGGAUCCUCGGCGGAGGCGGAGCUAGUCUCGGGACGCCGUUCGCCGAGACGCCGGACGCAACAGGGUCCUUCCUGUUCUCGGAGGUGACAUCGGCGGAGACGGUGGAGCACCCGCUCAGCGAGUGUCAGUGGUUUCACGGCACCUUGUCUCGUCUCAAAGCCGCUCAGCUGGUGUUGGCUGGUGGCCCGGCGAGUCACGGCGUCUUCCUGGUUCGCCAGAGCGAGACGCGGCGCGGAGAGUACGUCCUCACCUUUAACUUCCAGGGAAAGGCCAAGCACCUGCGUCUGUCCCUGAACGAGGACGGUCAGUGCCGAGUGCAGCACCUCUGGUUCCAGUCCAUCUUCGACAUGCUGGAGCACUUCCGGGUGCAUCCGAUCCCGCUGGAGUCCGGCGGAGCGUCGGACGUCACGCUCAUCAGCUUCGUGGGCGCCACCGCCGUUCGCCAGCCAGGCCGGGACAGAGCAGGCAGCCGGCCUACGGUCUGUGAUGUCAUCACCACCACGCGCCAUCCUGACUCUCCAUCAACCCCCAUCUCUGACUGUGUACUUGACCAGCAGACCCCGUAGCCCUCCUCAACCUCCUCCUCUGCCGCCGGGCCGCCCGCCGCCCCCGACUCCACCUCAGGAGAGAGGAAACGAGACGGAUCCGGGAGGAGGAGGAGCAGCAGCAGGAGCAGGAGGAGGAGGAGGAGCGA
Scomber scombrus (Atlantic mackerel) is the source of this 3323-nucleotide messenger RNA. RefSeq names its product SH2B adaptor protein 1 (gene sh2b1). The transcript is spliced from 10 exons. Gene Ontology annotation, cellular component: plasma membrane. The coding region runs from base 544 to 3195 and encodes 883 amino acids. Gene Ontology annotation, molecular function: transmembrane receptor protein tyrosine kinase adaptor activity. Gene Ontology annotation, biological process: intracellular signal transduction. The record is from RefSeq and is a predicted model, not a curated record. NCBI's taxonomy places the organism in Eukaryota, Metazoa, Chordata, Actinopteri, Scombriformes, Scombridae.